Messenger RNA from Pipra filicauda (Wire-tailed manakin), 5260 nucleotides. It is a transcript of the gene BMPR1B, whose product is annotated as bone morphogenetic protein receptor type 1B. The record is from RefSeq and is a predicted model, not a curated record. Gene Ontology annotation, molecular function: ATP binding; SMAD binding; transforming growth factor beta receptor activity, type I. The transcript is spliced from 11 exons. Gene Ontology annotation, biological process: protein phosphorylation; dorsal/ventral pattern formation; BMP signaling pathway. Gene Ontology annotation, cellular component: signaling receptor complex; plasma membrane. The coding region runs from base 49 to 1554 and encodes 501 amino acids. Lineage: Eukaryota; Metazoa; Chordata; Aves; Passeriformes; Pipridae.
GCCCCGUCUCUGGGGCUCCGCAGCCCCCUAGCUAAUUUUCUAGACAACAUGCCCUUGCGAAGUUCUGGCAAGCUGAGCAUGGAGACCAGAAAAGACGGUGAGAGUACGGCACCUGCCCCUCCCCAGAAGAAGCUGUCCUGUCAGUGCCACCACCACUGCCCCGAGGACUCAGUCAACAGCACCUGCAGCACUGAUGGCUACUGCUUCACUAUAAUAGAAGAAGAUGAGUCUGGUGGACAUUUAGUCACCAAGGGAUGUCUUGGAUUAGAGGGCUCAGACUUCCAGUGUCGGGACACUCCUAUUCCACACCAAAGAAGAUCUAUUGAAUGUUGCACAGGCCAAGAUUAUUGUAACAAACACCUUCACCCUACACUGCCACCACUGAAGAAUCGAGACUUUGCUGAAGCAAACAUCCACCAUAAGGCCCUGCUGAUCUCAGUGACUGUUUGCAGUAUACUUCUGGUGCUUAUCAUUAUAUUCUGCUACUUCAGAUACAAACGCCAAGAGACGAGGCACCACUACAGCAUUGGGCUGGAGCAGGACGAGACCUACAUUCCCCCUGGAGAGUCCCUGAAAGAUUUGAUCGAGCAGUCCCAGAGCUCAGGGAGUGGCUCUGGGCUCCCUCUCCUGGUUCAAAGGACCAUCGCAAAACAGAUUCAAAUGGUGAAGCAGAUUGGAAAAGGUCGCUAUGGAGAAGUCUGGAUGGGAAAGUGGCGUGGUGAAAAGGUAGCUGUGAAAGUGUUUUUUACCACAGAGGAGGCCAGCUGGUUCCGAGAAACAGAAAUCUACCAGACCGUCCUAAUGAGACAUGAAAAUAUUCUUGGAUUCAUUGCUGCAGACAUUAAAGGUACAGGAUCUUGGACCCAGCUGUAUCUUAUCACUGACUACCAUGAGAAUGGCUCACUUUAUGAUUAUCUAAAAUCUACUACUUUGGACACAAAAGCCAUGCUGAAACUGGCUUACUCCUCUGUUAGUGGUUUGUGCCACUUGCACACUGAGAUCUUCAGUACUCAGGGCAAACCUGCUAUUGCCCAUCGUGACCUAAAAAGUAAGAAUAUCCUGGUGAAAAAGAAUGGCACCUGCUGUAUAGCAGAUUUGGGCUUGGCUGUUAAAUUUAUCAGUGAUACAAAUGAGGUAGACAUCCCUCCAAAUACCCGAGUAGGAACAAAACGUUAUAUGCCUCCUGAGGUGCUGGAUGAAAGCUUGAAUAGAAAUCACUUUCAGUCGUAUAUCAUGGCUGAUAUGUACAGUUUUGGACUCAUCCUCUGGGAGAUAGCAAGGAGAUGUGUUUCAGGAGGAAUAGUAGAGGAAUAUCAGCUUCCAUAUCAUGACCUUGUGCCCAGCGACCCCUCGUAUGAGGACAUGCGGGAGAUUGUGUGCAUCAAGAGACUACGCCCCUCAUUUCCCAACAGAUGGAGCAGUGAUGAGUGCUUGCGGCAGAUGGGGAAGCUGAUGAUGGAGUGCUGGGCUCACAACCCUGCCUCCCGGCUCACAGCCCUGCGGGUCAAGAAAACACUUGCCAAAAUGUCAGAGUCGCAGGACAUUAAGCUUUGACUGCCAGAGACAGCUCUUGUGGAGGCCCAUGGAAACGGACUUUCUUGUGCAGGCAGAAGUCCUGAAGAGGUAUUGAAAGUCUUCACUAAUAAGUACCUUGAACAGAAUCAUGCUUAAGAGCAGCUGUAAGUUUUGAAGAGACUAUCCUUUGCAAAAAUCACCCGAAUUUUGACAUGCGAGAUCGAAAGAGGCUUGUCUGCCCUUGUUUACAUGGGGAAAUACAGUUUUAGUAACUGGUUUAAGAUUAUGCAUGUUGCUUUCCAUGAAAGCCACUUAUUAUUUUAUUAUUAUUAUUGUUAUUAUUAUUAUUUUGAUUGUUUAAAAAAGAUACUACUUUAAAUUUUAUGAAAAUAAAACUUUUGGUUAGAAGUAAAAAAGAUGUAUAUUGUUACAUUAAAAAAAUUUGGAGGGAACUGCUGAAAAUGAAAGCAAACCAACUGUUUCAUUUAUAAAAAGAUUAUUGCACUCCAGCAAUUAAAAAAAAAAAAGGUGAGUGAGUCUGUGUAACUCAGAGGAGCUGUAAUGGAGACUGUCUUAAAAGCCACCUAUUUGUAGAGAUAACUUUCCAUAACCCUUCAUGUGCAAGUGGUUCUCACAGUACAGAGAUGGAGCCCAGUUACAUCCUUGCCAUCAUUGGUGUGGGUGGCCUAUGCCAGGGAAGGUCAUCCUUCAUUUAAGGUAAUUGGGAGCUAUAUGAAUAUGGUUAGUGUGACUUGUUUGAAGAAGCUCUUUGUGUUUCCAGGAAAUCUGAUGGGGAUAGUGCCAUGAUGAUAAACAAGUGCCCCUUUUCUUGGCUUUUCUUUUUUUUCUUUCUUUUCCCCCACUGCAAAAAAACCUUUGCGUGUGAGUGGAAAUGAAGUACAUAUUUGGAUCUGCUGGUGAAUUUGAAACUGCUGUGACACACAUAAACAACUGCUGGGUAAGAGGAAGUUCCCUGUGAGAAGGAAUUAUUAACUUGCUCUUUCAUUUGUGUAAAAGUGAGGGACCCAUCUACAACCACAGUGGAGGAAAAAAAAUAAUCUGUAUUCCUUUUUUUAAGGGAAAGUUAAAAACCUCAAAAAUGCCCAUCUCUGGGGUGGUAAUAAUUUUUCUUUAAGUGUAAGGAUACCUGGUGCCUCAUGGUCAUAAGAAAUGGCAGGGAAGGAGCAUGAGACUUAUGCGGGUGGUGAGAGCUGGGCACCGCGGGCGCAGUGGGCACCUGCCUCCAGCACUUCUCCUGCUGUAGUGAGAGACACCUAACAAUGUGGCUCAAGCUUCAUCUGCAUUACUAUUUUGGGUGGCCUUCCAGGAGCCUCCAUACCUCUGGCAGCCACCGCACAGUAGUGACAGGCUUGGCUGCCAAGCUGGGGCUGCGUAACAUCGUAGUUCCCAAGAGGAAGCAAGAGAAGCUUUUAGGGGAGAAGAGCAAUGGGAAAUGUAAUUACUGCCUUUCCUUGUUCCUCCUUCCUGAGGUUGCAGCAGUUGCUGCAAUGCUAAUACUACACAAGGGGAAAUGAGAGGUGAAAUAUUCCCUGUGAAGUGUUUUCUUUGGAAAGGUUCUGUUCUUCAUCAGAUUAUCAAAGCUGAGCUGUGUGGAAGUUACUGGUUUACCCUUUUUUACCCUUAUUUUAUUUUUUAAAAUUUUCUUGCCUGCCUAUGUCCUGUUUCACUAGAUGGUGUUCAGCUUAAUAUUGAAAUAAGUCCUUACAAAUGCUGCUUUGAUUAUGCUAAGCCUAUUUCAGAACUGAAAUAAUUGCCAUGCUGGAUUUAGCCUCAGCACUUCUGUAAUGCUUCUUUUUUUUCCCUUUUUGGACAAAACUGAUUUAUUUGUGGUAGGUAGGUAUAUAAUUGGGGUUUAGUUUCACAGCUCCCUAAAGGUAUUUCUAGCUGGAAAAAUUAACAUUUUAUACUUUCAAGCUAACAGAGAAAAUGCGCAGGUUCAAGAAAACCAGCAAGACCUCCAUGAUUAUAGGUGUCAAAAGGCUUAAUCAGAGGAUUUUUGUUAAUUAGAGCGCUUCUUCUGCAGUGCAGUUUCCCUGCGUAAAAUUGCCAAGCAAUGCAAUACAAAAAGAAAAUCUCUGAGAGUUAAAUAGUACACCAAAUCCUGACCCCAAGAGGGGUGAUGAUGGUUUUCCCAUCCUUAAAAAAUAGCAUGCUUCUGAAGCUGAGAAUAGAGUUUGCUCCACUCCUUGGCUGCCUUGGCUUCGAGAUUUGUGGUCCAAAAUGAGGACAGCCCAGCCUCUCUUCACCUUUUUUCGUCUUAGCAAAUGGAGCCAUGGGGUUUCUAGCUUCACUCCUUUUCAUAAACGCCAGCACAGCUCUGUAUAACCAAGGUUUCUCAGCUCGGAAGAAGCGGAUGGGACCGCUGACUUUGGCAGCAGCUGGGACUAGGCUCAGUCGAUCGCUGAGCCUGGUCCCUGCAGGUCCCAGGUAAGCAGUCACACAGCAGGGAUGCCUCUUACCUCCUGAGUUUAGUUGUGUUUCACCUCUACCUUCCUGAAACAGAUUUUUUUUUUUUUUUUUAAAUUAUCAUGGCUCUCCUGAGAAAUGUUUUGGAGGGUGCUUUGCCCGCUGGCAGACAUGAGGCAUGCCAUGCCCCGGCACCUGCCCUCAGUGUGUUGCAAGAGAAAGGGCCAGUCGCUGGUUUUCUGAGCAAUUUUUGCCUUUUUUUUUCGGUCCAAGAGAAAAGGAUCUAAGAUACUGGUUGAUAGGUUACAUAAAGCGUGUAUGUUAAAUGUUCCAAGUUUAUGUGUUUUAUAUAUAUAUAUAUAUAUAUAUAUAUAUGUAAAAAUAUAUAUAUAUAUUCAGUUGCAAGUCUGGAAUAGCUCCAGUAUUGUGGAUUAAGAGUAAACUAUUAUGGAUCAUAAAGCACUAAAUAAAGCAUAAUAUUUAUUUAUGAAAAUGCAUAAAUGACAAAUCACUACAACAGUGCUAUAUAGGAAAAUAAAUAUAUAUAUAUAUGAGGAGAAACACACUGAGAAAGCAAACAGUCUGCAGUUGUAUAACUAGUGCCUACCUAUUUUCUCCCAAGACUCAAAAGGCCAGAUUUUGCCCUCAAAUCUCCUACCCACUGUAAUAGAUGGUAUUGUAAAGGGCUAUUUCUAAGGCCAGGAAACAACCUAAGGCAAGUGUGGAGGUUGUUUGUUCUAGCACUGUGACAUUUCAGUUACGGCCUGCAUGGCUGACUUUCUGUAACACUCAAUGUGUCAUUAUUAUGCUUUCAGCAUGUACAGAGACUACAGGUUAUAUGUUUAUUUUGCCAGGUGUGGCCUUUUAAUGUCACUUCCAGAUUUUGGUAGUUUCACAGUGUGCUUUGGUGAGGGCUUGGAAGUCAGUGGUGAAGAUAAUUGUGACUUCCGUGCCCACAGGUCUAGAAAUCCACUUUUCAAAUGUAAAUCACUGAAGGAAGUUUAGUUUAGUUUCUGACUGGCAUAGGUAAGAUGGCAUAGGUAAGUGGGAGAAGAAAUUAAAAAAAGGAAGAGAGAUGCCAUCUAGCAACUGCUAUCCUUUCUCUAGCACAAAGUUAUUUCUAUUAAAGAAAAGGUUGACAAUGUAAAGACUAAGAAACUAAUAUGUGUUCUUUUUUGAGAACCAGUGCCUUAUUAAACCUGUAAAUACUGUAAUUAGAAAACUUGGGGAACAAACUGUGUUACGUUGUAUUUGUUCAAAUUGUAUAUGGUUGUUUUAACAUUCCCCCCCAAAUAAAAUUGUUUCCAUCUCCCCAUGA